Williopsis jadinii is the source of this 1397-nucleotide messenger RNA. It is a transcript of the gene LCP5, whose product is annotated as small subunit rRNA maturation protein LCP5. Gene Ontology annotation, cellular component: nucleolus; small-subunit processome. The transcript has a single exon. Gene Ontology annotation, biological process: maturation of SSU-rRNA from tricistronic rRNA transcript (SSU-rRNA, 5.8S rRNA, LSU-rRNA). The record is from RefSeq and is a predicted model, not a curated record. The coding region runs from base 318 to 1355 and encodes 345 amino acids. Lineage: Eukaryota; Fungi; Ascomycota; Saccharomycetes; Phaffomycetales; Wickerhamomycetaceae.
CCGAUUCGUUCAAGGGUAGGGUAAUCAUUGCGUUAUGGAUGGAGUGGUUUACCUUUGAGUAUAGCAUAUGUUUCAAUGUGUAUUUGAAGUCUUAAUAUGUGUAAGAGUUUCUAUUAACACCAUCUCUAUCAUCUUCCCACCGUUUUCAAGACACGAAGUGCGAUCUAUAUAACUGGUUUUUAUGGAAGUCAGUGUUAUUGAGCUCAUCGCACACCUUUUCACGCCCCGAGACAUCGAAAGAACAGCAAAAAAAAUUUCACGGUGCAUAUGAGAAGAGACAUAUAUAAAUUGUAUUGGAAUGAUAGGUAUCGCUUAACAUGAGUCAGUCAUUAAAUAACUUAUUGAGAUCUAUAGUAGCUUCUGCAAAUGCUACUAAUGAUGCUCUGAAAGAUCUCAGCUCAAUCUCGAAAGCGCCAGAACUUCCUGACCUUGUUAAUGACCUAUUGCAACGUACAGGCCAGUCUCUACCUGAAGGUGUAUCACUGCUGGAUUUGAAGAAUAAUGCCAUGCUGUCAUACAUCAACGACAUUGUAUUGAUAAUACUUGCAAGAAUUGAAGCGACAAAGACGAACGAUGUCAGUAAAAUCGAUGAGUUGAAGGAUAAGGCUGUGAGAGGAUCAAUAGUGCAAAGGGUGACCAUGGAAAGAGGUAUCAAAGGUUUAGAGAAAAAACUGCAAUACCAGUUAGAUAAGAUGGUUAGAAGUUACAAUAAAAUGGAACAGGAGUUCACUGAAGAUGCCAUCAAUAAGAAAAUCAAAGGCGAUAAAGAGGCAAUGGAUGGAGAGGAAAGUGAGCAAGACGAAGAUGAGGACAGUGAAGAGGAUGAGCUCAACUAUAAACCUGAUCCGAGUGCUCUUUUGGCUUCCACAAAGGCUGACAAGAAGAAUGCCGUUCAACGUUCUACGACUGCUGAAGGCAAAGCUGAGAAGUACAAACCACCAAAGAUCGCAGCAGCUUUGCCACCACAAGAGUUUCGUGAGUCUCAUACAAAGAGCUCCAAGAACUCUAGCAAACUUCAAUCUAUGGAGGAAUAUCUCAUGGAAACAGGAGAAGCACCUAUGGUUGAGGCUUCUAUUGGUUCCACGAUUGUUGAUCAUGGUAGAGGUGGUGUUAAGACUUUGAGAGACCGUCAAAAGGAAGAGGAGAUCAAGAGAUUCGAGGAGUCGAACUUCACAAGAUUAUCAACCACCAAGAGUAAAAAGGAUAAACAAAUGCAGAAGAGAAGACAAGCUGAUACAUUCUUCGGUGAAGACUGGGGUAUUUUCAACAACAAGAGAGACGAUGUGGAAACCUCCACGAAGAGAUCAAAACCAAAGUCGGCCUGGGACAGGGCAAAGAAGAGAAGAACUCAUUAGAACAGACUAUGUAUCUAUAAAAAUAAGUUUAUACAAAGGUAC